Dunckerocampus dactyliophorus (ringed pipefish) is the source of this 1360-nucleotide messenger RNA. RefSeq lists its product as uncharacterized. Gene Ontology annotation, cellular component: mitochondrion. Gene Ontology annotation, biological process: positive regulation of proton-transporting ATP synthase activity, rotational mechanism; regulation of mitochondrial ATP synthesis coupled proton transport; peptidyl-lysine trimethylation. The transcript is spliced from 7 exons. The record is from RefSeq and is a predicted model, not a curated record. Gene Ontology annotation, molecular function: protein-lysine N-methyltransferase activity. Bases 604 to 1074 code for a protein of 156 amino acids. NCBI's taxonomy places the organism in Eukaryota, Metazoa, Chordata, Actinopteri, Syngnathiformes, Syngnathidae.
CCGCUGAAGUUUGUUUUCUGCUCGCUUCCUUACAUUUAUCGCCAUUUUGUGUCGUGUUCGUCAGCAAAUAGUGAGGUUUGCUUGCAGAUUUCACCCGGUUCACACGUGUGGAGAACUGCACGUCUAAUGUUGGCUAGGAAAAAGUAGUUAGAAAUAGCGUUAAUUUACAGGUAAUAGUGCUGAAUAGAUGGGACUUUUCUCGAAGAUUUGUGGCAUUGUCAAUGGAGGACUCCAUUGAAGUGAUCCUGCAGGACUAUGAGAAGGUCCUCCCCUCAAACAGACCUCAUCCGGUGCUGUCGGCCUGCACAGGCGCUCUGCUCACGGUGCUCUACGGGGUCUGGAGCCUCUUCACCAUGCCUGGUUUCUGCAAAGUCCCAUCAGGCCUGAAGGUUUUUGAGUGUUGCUGUUUUUUGUUUUAUUUUAACCUGUCUGCGGCUUGCAUUCCCUUUCCAAUCAAACCUUAUUGGAAUUGUGAAUUACUGUUAACUUGCACAUUAACAAUCAUUUGCUUGUUUUGGAGCCAAGUGUGCUCCAUGGUAGCAACAAAUUGAAGGAAGAAGAUAGUGAGCAAGAAAUCUCGCUGAUCUGGAGGUGAUUGUCGUUAUGUGUGUGGUUCCCUAUUUGCCCUCCAGUAAAGAUCAGACGCUGAACAUUAUGAAGCUGCUUGAGGGCCGGACAGGAUGCCUAGCAGAUCUGGGAUCAGGAGAUGGAAGACUGGUGUUUGCCGCCUCAUCUGCUGGCUUUCAGUGCACUGGGUUUGAGAUCAACUCCAUUCUACUGGCAUACGCCCGGACAAAGGCCCGAUGGACAGGUGUUCCUUCCAGCCAGGCAACUUUUGUUAAAAAAGACUUCUGGAAGACUGAUCUUUCAAAGUACAACAAUGUAACUGCUUUUCUUGCUCCAGGAGCGAUGGAAGCACUCGCUGAAAAGCUGCUGAAAGAGCUUCCCGACGAUGCACUUGUCGUCGCUUGUCGCUUCCCUUUCCCCAACUGGCCUCACCAGUCCACCGUCGGGUCCGGUCUCGACAAGACGUGGGCAUACAACAUUAAAAGUGUGCGGAAGUCAAAAGACUGAGUGAAGUAUCCAGUGUUAUGGAUGAACAAUAGGGGGCAGUCUCUAGUGCUGUGACCUUCCCUAAAUAGAUGAAUGAAGAUAAAUUAUGAAGACUAACUUAAUUGCUCUGAAAGUCCAGAUUGAAUUUUUGCAAUAUUGCUGAAUGUCCUGCAUGAGCAACUGUCUUACAAAUGACUUUUUAUAAGACAAUUCAUUUCAUUUCACACAUGCACUUUAAUACAGAAAUUGGCAGACUUAGCCUCUGUGUUGCUGUGAGCGUCAUAUUCUUUACAAUAAAUUAUUGUUG